This is a messenger RNA of Linum tenue, 2502 nucleotides long. The record is from the annotation of a GenBank genome assembly. Lineage: Eukaryota; Viridiplantae; Streptophyta; Magnoliopsida; Malpighiales; Linaceae.
GCCAGGUUCAACUGCCUGGUUCGACCGGCGGGGCCAAACCGGGUUAACAACCAUUCUUCCUCUUCGAGACUCGAGUCCUCUGCUUUCCUCCGCUCUUUCCAACGCUUUCCAUUUCCAACAUCACCUUCUUCGCCAAGUCGUUCUCUUUUUUCACAACCUUCUGCAUGAAGCACCUUAAUCAAAGAUACUAGUCCACCUUUAGUCUCAGGAUCCUAUGUCGUCAUCUGUAUAUAUACAUAUCCGCGGAUCCGCUCCUGAGGUGCCACUUGAACGGAGAACGAUUGAAAACCCUUCUGUAGUAAUCCACAGCAGGAAAUCGCUUUUACUCACAGGUGAGAUUUGCUGUUUGGUUCGUCGAUGGCUCGUUACAUUCCUCCAAACAAGCGGCACUCGGUGGAAAGUGGGAGGAGAACUCCCCCAACUCCAGAAGCGUUUGCUCUCCAGUUCAGGAGAAUUCUCGAUUUAAGCCCGAAUUCUAGCAUUGCUAGAAAGACUGGAAAGAUUAUUUACGCCAACAAUUCCAUAUCUAGAUGGUUUGCUGUUGGUUUGGAUGAUGAGCAUCAAUUCCCUCCUAACAUUUGGCUAAAGCCAGUUUUCUUGGAGUCCAUUCAGCGCAGAGAAGGAGAAACACCUCUAAUCUUAGUUAAUGAUAAGCAUUCAUCUGCAGAGAGUGAUGGAGUAGUACCAAGAUGCUUGAGAACUCCAUGGGACGUCAUAGCUGCAGAUGUGUUGGAGGGUUUGCUUUCUUCUUUCGGGAUAUUGAGGUCUGAAAUGGAGGCUCAGAGAUUGGAGAAGAUAAAGCCUACUCUAGUGGCUAGAUUUGGCAAGAUUGUUUUCCGCGAAAGCCCAUCAAUGAGGCUUGUAAGUAUUUGUCAAAGAAAAAGGCUUGUAAGUAUAGGAAGUGAUCAGCAGCUGGAAGAUGCAUUGAUGAGAUCAAAACGCACAUUCUACACGAAUCUUCCCUCUUCUUAUGUGGAUAGUGUUCUUGAUCAAGCUGUCAACCCUGAGAUAGGGUUGGAGUUUGAGGAGCAGAGGGAUAUAUACCAUGUCAAGUUGUCUGAUAACAGAAAACCUGAUGCGACUCUCUCCUGCAAAUGUACUGUGAGGGAAGAAGAUAAAAAGCUGCAACUGCACAAGGCAUGUUUCCAUAUGCUGCAAAAAAAGAAGAUUUUUUUUUUCCUGACAACCUUUAAUGACUCACUGUUCAAGUUCAAAGUUCAUGUUGAAUUGAACCAAGUGCGGCAGAUGGUCACAGACAUAUCGUGUCUUGAUAAGAACAUAGACCUUCGGCUAAUGCUAUGCUCCAAGAGGAUCUUGACAUCUCUUACAGAUGAUGAGAUGAGCAGCAUCCAAGAACUUAUCGACUGUGCAGUCGUAGAGGCAGAUGUGAAAGGUGGGCUGAAAUGGCCACUGGGGAAAAGAAUGUCUUCUGGAGAUAGGUACAGCGUUGUUGGGGUGUGGCACACAGUCCAUAAAGCUUUUAGUAACACAUCCCUCAGGCUUAAAGUUAGGGAUGCCGAUCGAUUCGAUUUCAUGAAAGGCACCGGGGAAGCAUCAAGGGAAGUGUCGAAGGCCAAAGAGGUGGAAGCUUCACCAAAUUCCCCAACUAUGAGACCCAUUAAUCUCUCGACACCCAAUCCCACUUCUUCACUGAUCAGUCCUCUAAAGCAUGCUAAUCCAAUCCCAUUUCCCAGACUCUCAAUUCUUCCUUCCCUUUCCUUAACCCACCCCUGCCGCCAAUCCUUCAAUCGGCCUCGCUUCAUCGCUCUCCACGCUUCGGAUCCCACCAAGCGAUCCGAUACAAUCGACGCAGUUCAAUUCGACCACCACAACUGUUCCAACGCCGUUCUGGAUAGCGAGGAUGGACCCGGUACGAAUUUGAACGUGCAAGUGGGUAAUGCUCUAGUUCCUUCGUUUAUUCACCCAUGGAUGAAGCUCAGCUUGGCCGAUCAAGCCUUCUUCCUCUUCACGUUCGCCGCUUGCACGACAUGUGUAGCAUUUACAAGUCUCGUUGUAGCUGCUGUCCCAACGCUUCAUGCAACGAGGAGAGCUGCAUUGUCUCUUUCAAAGCUUGCGGAUGCAGCUCGUGAAGAACUACCGAGUACAAUGGCUGCGAUUCGCUUGUCGGGCAUGGAAAUCAGCGAUCUAACACUCGAAUUGAGUGACCUCAGCCAUGAGAUAUCGGAUGGGGUGAACAAAUCAGCUCAAGCUGUUCAAGCAGCAGAAGCUGGAAUUCGACAAAUUGGUACACUAGCUCACCAGCAUACAAUCUCAAUGAUUGAAGAGCGAGCAAACCUUCCUGUCAUCUCGUUGCAACCAGUUGUGGUCGGGGCAGCAAAGAAAACCUCUCAUGCAGUAGGUCAGGCGACCAAAAGCUUCCUUAAUCUCAUCUCUGGAGGGCAAAGGGGGAACGAUCGAAUUGAUAGGGUAGAAAUGUAAAAGUAAAACCAGCAAUCUUGUUUUACUGCUUCAAGUGAGCUCAAGGUUUUUUUUUUUUUUUUU